UAAACAGUGUAAUACUAAAUAAUAAUGUUUAGCCAUAGGAUCAGUAGUUUGAAUAUUAUCAAUAUGGACGCAUACGUAUUCAUAUUUCUUCUAGUCGGUAUCAAAUCAGUAAAAGGCUGCUCAAAGGAUAUAUUUUUAGUAGAAGAUAGUUUAAUUUUAUCAAGUCCUGGAUUUGAAGAAGGAAAGAACUAUGAUUUUAAUUUGCAUUGUAAAUGGAAUAUCCAAUCAAAUUCAGGGGUCUCUAUAGAUUUUACGUCUUUUGAUUUGGAGUACCAAUAUAAAUGCAGUUGGGAUAAUGUGAUGGUGUAUGAUGGGAAGUGUAGGGAAGUGACGUCAACAAAAUUUUGUGGAACAAAAGCACCACCUACCUUUAAAGGGGAGGGCAACAUGUGUAUAGAAUUUAGAUCAGAUCAGAUGGUAACAAGGCCAGGCUUUCAGGUUUUGAUAAAGAAAUUUAUUGGUGAGUAG
Molecule: messenger RNA, 468 nt
Organism: Mytilus trossulus (common blue mussel)
Lineage: Eukaryota; Metazoa; Mollusca; Bivalvia; Mytilida; Mytilidae
Product: dorsal-ventral patterning tolloid-like protein 1
Exons: 3
Coding region: 25-468 (147 amino acids)
Source: RefSeq, a predicted model, not a curated record